AUGAGCCACCCCACGUCAGACGACGAUGUCGAGCAAGCCAUGCCUCAGAUUGCCGACAGUGGAUUGAAAGUCACACGUGUCUGGGCAUUUGGGAACACCAACAGUGGUACCGAUCAGCCUGUGUACUUUCAGUUCCUCGAUACGGCCAAGAAAACCAUCACUAUCAACACUGGGGCCAACGGCAUUGCGCGCCUCUACGCCGCCGUCACUACCGCGGAGAAGCACAGCAUUCACCUAGUACUGCCGAUGUUGAAUAAUUGGGGUGACCGGGGCAGCAUUAAGACCUACCGUGCUUACUUUGGAUGGACCCAUGCAGAGGCCCAGCAAGCCUACAAAGACUAUGUCACUUUCAUCGUCGAUCGAUACAAGGACUCCCCAACUAUAUUUUCCUGGCAGCUCUACAACGAGGCUCCAGUGUCAGAACUGCAAAAGCGGUGGUGGCUCUGUUCGGACGACACCAGUCUCGUCUACGCGUACUCUUUCUCCGAGGGUAUUGAUUUCGAAGCCAAUCUGAAGAUCCCCACACUUGACUACGGGACGGUACAUAUAUACCCCAUCGGUUGGAGUUACACGUACCCUUGGGGCGACCAAUGGAUUCGUGGCCAUGCAGCACUGGCACUCAAGUAUAGCAAGCCCAUCGUUCUGGAAGAAUACGGUGUCGAGAGCACAACCUCAAACCGCACGGCUGUGCUGAAGGAGUGGCAACAAACCAUCCUGGACAGCGACAAUACGUACGACAGCUUUUGGCAAUUCGUGACGAACUUUCCCAAUGGUGCGAAUACUUACGACGACUACGCGAUUUUCUAUGGUACAUAA
This is a messenger RNA of Fusarium keratoplasticum, 816 nucleotides long. RefSeq names its product Mannan endo-1,4-beta-mannosidase. Gene Ontology annotation, molecular function: hydrolase activity, hydrolyzing O-glycosyl compounds. Lineage: Eukaryota; Fungi; Ascomycota; Sordariomycetes; Hypocreales; Nectriaceae. The transcript has 2 exons. Bases 1 to 816 code for a protein of 271 amino acids. The record is from RefSeq and is a predicted model, not a curated record.